GAGGAGAACUUGGAGAAAGAAGGAAGACGGCGGGUUUUAGGGCUAUGAGUACUUUUGAGGAAGGUCUCCGCAGAAGAUUCGCGAGAGGAGUCGAGGUGGCGGGACCAGCCGCCCAGCUGACGGUGGGAGGAGCCCCGCGCUGUGCCGCGCUUGGCGCUUGCCCCGGGUUGGCUGCGCGCGCGGCGAGAGUAGAGGCGUCCUGCGCACCAGGAAGUGACUCUUUCCCCGCCGCCGCAAGCCAUGCCAUCCGCUGGCCUUUUACUUUGCCGCCUCAGGUUUGUAAGAGGAUUUAUUGGUUGCGAAGGAAGGUUGGAGAUGAUGAGGCAUGAAGAAAUCAAGUGAUUUCUUUGAAUCAGAGCCUAAGGAAAGGCAAUGGCACAUGUUGGGCACAGGCUGUCUUAAGCACAGUCCUGAACAUGUCAUAUGUAUGAACUCCUUUAAUUCUCACCAAAACUGUGAAAGGUGGAUUUCAGUGUGUUCUUUGAAUGGCAGUCCUUAAAAGAAGAGUCCCAAUGCACAGCCUCAGAUACUUCCUCUCCAUGGUGGGUCUCUUCUCCAAACCAGGACUGCUUCCCUGGUAUGCCAGAAAUCCACCAGGAUGGUCAAAGCUGUUUCUGGGCACAGUAUGUAAGGGAGAUUUUACCCAUGUGAUAGCCACGAAGUAUCGGAAAGGACAAAAAAGUCUGAAGAAAUCAAGCCAUCUUGGACCACUAGAUGGUUCCUGGCAGGAAAGGUAAGGGCCAGACUGAUGUCCUCUCUAUAGACUUUCUUAUAUACCAUACCUUCCAAGCAAACCUCAUUUGUCCUCAUCCAGAGAACAUUCCUGCUUUCCCUUUAUUGUUAUCCUCCUUGGUUUCAUUUGACCUCUUGUCCCCCUCCUGUCCUUCUGCCCUCUCCAGCCUGUCAUCAAUGGUUACCGAAAUAAGUCCACCUUCUCUGUGAACCGAGGUCCAGAUGGCAAUCCAAAGACUGUGGGGUACUACCUGGGUACUUGGAGAGAUGGGAACAUUGUCUGCGUGCAGUCUAAUCAUCUGAAAAACAUCCCUGAGAAACACAGUCAAGUGGCACAGUUUUAUGAAGUAUUCCUUCGACAGUCUCCAAUGGAGCCCUGCCUUGUAUUUCAUGAAGGUGGAUACUGGCGUGAGCUCAUAGUCCGCACCAAUAGCCAAGGGCACACAAUGGCGAUCAUCACUUUCCAUCCCCAGGAAUUAAGUCAGGAGGAGCUCCAUGAUCAGAAGGAGAUUGUAAAGGAAUUUUUCAUCAAAGGUCCUGGAGCAGCCUGUGACUUGACCUCACUUUACUUUCAGGAAAGUACCAUGACCCGUUGCAGCCAUCAGCAGUCCCCCUUUGAGCUUCUGUUUGGGGAACCCUACAUCUUUGAAGAACUUCUCAGCUUGAAGAUUCGCAUUUCUCCAGAUGCCUUUUUCCAGAUUAACACUGCUGGUGCAGAGAUGCUGUAUCGGACUGUGGGGGAGCUGGCUGGAGUGAACUCUGACACCAUCCUUCUUGACAUCUGCUGUGGAACUGGUGUGAUUGGCCUCUCUCUGGCUCAGCAUACAUCUCAGGUCCUCGGGAUUGAAUUGGUGGAGCAGGCAGUGGAGGAUGCAAGGUGGACUGCAGCUUUCAAUGGCAUCACCAACUCUGAAUUUCACACUGGUCGAGCAGAGAAGAUUUUGCCAGGGCUUCUAAAGUCAAAGGAAGAUGGACAGUCAAUUGUUGCUGUGGUGAACCCAGCCCGUGCCGGACUGCAUUACAAGGUGGUUCAAGCCAUUCGAAACUGCAGGGCCAUCCGCAGGCUAGUUUUUGUUUCCUGCAAGCUCCACGGUGAAACCACGAGGAAUGUCAUUGAGCUGUGCUGUCCUCCAAACCCUGCUAAGAAGCUCUUAGGUGAGCCCUUUGUCCUGCAGCAAGCUGUACCUGUGGAUUUGUUCCCCCACACCCCACACUGUGAGCUGGUGCUCCUCUUCACUCGAUGAGCAGCCUCCUAAAAGACUGCAGGCUAUUUGUUUAGGCUGAAGUUUCAGAAACUUUUAGGUUUGGCAUAUUGCUACAUUACAGACCCUGGGAGCAUUACAGUGGAAACCAAUCUUUGGUUUGUGAAUAGGAAGAAUGUAAUAGGCCUCUGGUCUGAGGUAGAUUUUUUUUUUUGAGAUGGAGUCUUGCUCUUGCCCAGGCUGGAGUGCAAUGGCAUGAUCUUGGCUCACUGCAACCUCUACCUCCUGGAUUCAAGCAAUUCUCAUGCCUCAGCUUCCCCAGUAGCUAGAAUUACAAGCAUGUGCCACCAUGCCCAGCUAAUUUUUGUAUUUUUAGAAGAGACGGGGUUUCACCAUGCUGGCCAGGCUGGUUCCAAACUCCUGACCUCAAGUAAUCCACCUGCCUUGACCUCCAAAAGUGCUGGGAUUACAGGCGUGAGCCACUGCACCCAGCUGAGGCAGACUUAACCUUAGUUUUCAGAUUCCCUUUCUAUCAUGCCUGUUUGCUUGGGUUUGACCACUCUCAAUUCCUGGAUCUGGACUGUUUCUUCCUAUUGCUGUCAGCCUUGGCUCUAGUUUAUAGUCUUGUGUCCUCCAUCUGAUUCUGCUUAUGGUGUGGUAACAAAUGAGCUUUUUUUAGCAGCUGGUAAUAAUUUUACAUUGGGGUCUGUGUAUUUGCUCAGAGAUGCUACUAUUUUUAGCUAUUUCUAAGACUUCUGGAUUCAUAAGAUAGUCAAGGAUUAAAACCAAAAACAGUCGAGGUUUUUAAAAAGCAGAGUAAGCCAUGAAGUGAAUACAGGAUGACUGAGUGAUCAUAUGAGAUUAAUUCCUUUGGAUUUUCUUGGCUUUAAGGCCUCUCGAAUGCUCCUUGAAAAUGUAGUUAUCCCUGGUGUUGGGCACCUGUAAUCCCAGCUACUCAGGAAGCUGAGGCUGGAGAAUUGCUUGAACCUGGGAGGCAGAGGUUACAGUGAGCUGAAAUCGUGUCACUGCACUCCAGCCUGGGUGACAGAGCGAGACUCCAUCUCAAAAAAAAAAAGAAAAUGUCAUUAUCCCUAGGAGCAAUAGCACCAAUUAACUCACUCAUGGAGGAAGAAUUGGUUAUUGGAGAGACCCUAAGGGAAAGGAGCUUUUCAAAGAGACUCAAUACCUAUAAUUGUGCUGUGUAGUGUGGAGGCAGAAAGCUCCAAAAUCUAAUAUGUAGCAUAAUAAAGUGGAUAUUGAAAACUGACU
This is a messenger RNA of Cebus imitator (Panamanian white-faced capuchin), 3203 nucleotides long. It is a transcript of the gene TRMT2B, whose product is annotated as tRNA methyltransferase 2 homolog B. Gene Ontology annotation, molecular function: tRNA (uracil(54)-C5)-methyltransferase activity, S-adenosyl methionine-dependent. The transcript is spliced from 12 exons. The record is from RefSeq and is a predicted model, not a curated record. NCBI's taxonomy places the organism in Eukaryota, Metazoa, Chordata, Mammalia, Primates, Cebidae. Gene Ontology annotation, biological process: RNA processing.